ACAUACCAAAUUAAACACAAGAAAAUACAACACAUUUCUCCUUCUUAUAAGUCUUUUACUAUCUCUUUCAACUGGCAAAGCCAUGGGGUUCCUAAAAGCAAUAAUAAUCAUAGCAAUAACCAUGGCUUUGUCCCUCACUAUCACAAUGAAAACCAUCACACAAAACGAACCCAAAUCGUUAUCGGUUCAUCACGAUUCUCUCUCCCAAGGGCAACAACCACUAAUCCUCCAUGAGAAAAACAAGUUUCUCCCUUCAAAGAGGGUAAGUCGCCUCCUAGCUCAAAACCCUAAUGCACCUAUUCAUUGUCACAAACAAGAUGAAAUAUGCGACUUAUAUGGCGCCAAGAACGCGACAUGUUGCAACAACAAGUGCAUUGAUUUGGGAUAUGAUAAGCAUAAUUGUGGUGCAUGCAAGAAGCAUUGCAAGUACACUCAAACAUGUUGUAGAGGAGCAUGUGUUGAUACAAACUAUGAUAAGAGGCAUUGUGGAGGGUGCAAUGUUCGUUGUGAAAUUGGUCAGUAUUGUGUCUAUGGAAUGUGCGAUUACGCAUAAGAUAUUAUUUAUUGAGUCUCCAAUAGAGGGUCUUAUAUCAUAUUAUUUAUUAUACGAGGUAUGUGAUUUUAUUAAAAAUAUUCAAUAAAAGAAACCACAUUUGUGGUGGUAUUCUCAAAUAAAUUAUUGAUAUUAUAUAAUUGUUGCUGCUUAAAUUUGCAGUCUUUAUGUGUUUCUUAAAGUAAAGUGAUAUUCCUAACCACGUACAAGAAAAUAAGUUGAAUAUAUAUUUAUAUUUA
This is a messenger RNA of Medicago truncatula (barrel medic), 792 nucleotides long. Its product is annotated as stigma-specific STIG1-like protein 1. The record is from RefSeq and is a predicted model, not a curated record. NCBI's taxonomy places the organism in Eukaryota, Viridiplantae, Streptophyta, Magnoliopsida, Fabales, Fabaceae. Bases 83 to 553 code for a protein of 156 amino acids. The transcript has a single exon.